AUGCACAUAACAUUCUGGCUCCCUCUUCCUUGCCUACUUCAUCCUAUAAUGGCCGAACAUGUCACCCAUAUUCAACACGUACUCGUUUACGAGUUCGAAUCUGGCCACCUCGCUGCUGAAGCCCAUCGAAACUUAAGUCAAGUAUUUGGUACUGAAGCCCCUUCCGAGCGGUCUGUGCGCGUCUGGUUCCAGCGCUUCAAAGUCGGAAACGAGAAACUCGAAGAUAAGUCUGGUGACCGCCUGCAAUAUCGUUCGACGAAGUGGAGAAUCUGGCAGAGCAGCAUUUAUUGCAAUGGACCGCGAUCUCUCGGAAUAGUGAAAAAGCUCGGUCAGUGGCUCCCACAUGCAUUGGGCGACAGCAACCGCCAAAGACGUUUGGACAUCUGCACACAGCUGCUCUCCAGAAGCCGCAAAUUCGACUGGCUGGACACCAUUGUCACUGGAGAUGAAAAAUGGGCUCUCUACGUCAACCACACCCAAAAAUGUGCGUGGUGCGCUGGUGAUGAAAUGGCGGAUCCUUUCGUGAAAGGUGAAAUCCAUGAGAGGAAGGUCAUGCUGAGCGUCUGGUGGGGAGUUCAUGGAAUCUACCGUUUCGAACUGCCACCGGACAACAUGACAGUUACUGCCGCGGUCUACUGCGCUCAACUGCAAAAUCUGGCCGACAAAAUCCGCAAGGAGCACCAGAAGCUCGACAACGUUCGACUACAGCACGAUAACGCGUGCCCUCACAUCGCGAAGAAGACUUCUCAGAAAAUUCUGGAGCUCGGAUAG
Messenger RNA from Necator americanus (New World hookworm), 771 nucleotides. RefSeq lists its product as uncharacterized. Gene Ontology annotation, biological process: mitotic DNA integrity checkpoint signaling; DNA double-strand break processing; replication fork processing. Lineage: Eukaryota; Metazoa; Nematoda; Chromadorea; Rhabditida; Ancylostomatidae. The coding region runs from base 1 to 771 and encodes 256 amino acids. The transcript has a single exon. Gene Ontology annotation, cellular component: site of double-strand break; condensed chromosome; nucleus. Gene Ontology annotation, molecular function: histone H3K36 methyltransferase activity; histone H3K4 methyltransferase activity; single-stranded DNA endonuclease activity. The record is from RefSeq and is a predicted model, not a curated record.